AUUAUAUAUAAACCAUUUAAAUUAUUCUUAAAUGCACUUCCUUGUUCUGAAAAUACCCAGAUUUAAAGAACACAAUGACAUCUUUAAACGGAAGUAUGUGUAUAUACUGGGAAUAUUAAAACGAAACUAAGUUGUAAACGGAAGAUAAAGAUGGGAAACACCCAAGAUCAGCCAGCUGUGACAACUACUAACACACCGACGGUGGUACCUUCCCCGGCAGUCACCACUACAGGGAGUACACAGGGACACCGACACCACAGAUCGAGACACCAUGGGUCGACUAGACAAACUAGGCCGAGAUUUGUACAGAUUGGAAAUAUAGCUCUUAGUGUUAUCAAAGGGAAUAUAAUACACCAAACGACUGACGUAUUAGUCAAUAGCGCAGUGACAGAUUUAGAUCUAAGAAAAGGGAGAGCAUCCAAAGCUUUAUUAGAAGCUGCUGGAGAUAGCAUACAGUUAGAAUGUACGGACCAGUAUCCGUCUGGUAUAAACAGCAAGACAGUGGCAAUAACUGGUCCAGGCAAUCUUCAUUGUAAGGCAAUAUUUCAUGUGACGUUGCCAAAAUGGCAAGCUCAGGGAGACGAAAAGAACAUAGAUGUCGUUGUGCGUAACUGCCUUGAGGAGGCGAACAAACAGAGGCUAACAUCGAUGUCGUUUCCUGCACUGGGAACUGGAUUCCUGAAAUACCCACCAAGGACUGUUAUUGCUUCAAUGUUCAAAACUGUGGAAGAUUUUGCCAAAUCGAAUCCUAAUUCUACAGUCAAGAUUGUGAACUGUAUCGUGUUCUCUGGAGACAACGAUACUUUUAAGGAGUUUCUAGAAGAAGCAAAGUCAAAGGCAACUAGCAAAGGUCUACAAGAAAAAGACAUGGUAACCCGAAAUUCUCUGGAUGCAAACAUUGGUACCAUCAGUAUAAACAUUGCAGUAGGAUCUAUCAUAACUGAAAGAGCCGACGUUAUAGUGAAUAGUUGUCCCUCUGAUAUGAAACUUGAUGCAAGACCAGGAUUGGGAAAGGCUAUGUAUGAAGCUGCCGGAAGUGGACUUCAGGCAGAAAUUGACCAAAACUAUCCCAAUGGUAUAAAAAUUGGGGACCUGGCUGUGACUGGUGGUCAUUCACUACAUUGUAAAAAGCUCUAUCACGGGUGUAUGACAUCUUUCUAUGCAAAGAAAGCAAGUGGAUUGCUUCCAGAGAAGGUUCUACAAAAUUUUGUUACAAAGUGUCUAGUCGAAGCUAAAAAAAAAUCAGUUCAAAGCAUAGUCUUUCCAGCGCUAGGAACGGGCUUUCUGAAGUUUCCUCCAAAAACUGCUGCUACUAAUGUAAUAAAGGCGAUAAGAGAAUUUGAGACGAACAACUCGCCAUCAACCCUCAAAACGAUUAAAAUUGUUAUUUUUGGUGGAACAAACGAUUGGAGCUCCGUUGAACAGGCGUACACAUCAGAAGUUACCACAUCAGGUAGAGGAGCGACUGCCAAUGUAGUUCAAGCACCACCAUCCCAAAUACCAAAACGUGGUACAAGAGCUUACCUUGCUCAUAAAUACAAAGAAGAACCAAGAACGCCAUCAUAUUGGACACACUUCAAGAAUACCAAAACCAUAAAAGAAUGGAAUACCACCCAAAAGGGCAAUCCCUACAAAGUUUCAACCGUGGACCCAAAAACUUAUCAAUCUAUUUCUAGAGCAUUCAGCAGUACUGGAGGGUCAAAGAUAGUUCGAAUCGAAAGAAUAGAGAAUAUUUUACUCUUUGAGCAGUACACGCAAGAGUGUCAACGAACUUUCCGAAAGGCUUAUGUUACUCAAGCAUGUAUACCUCUCAAAAUUGUGCCACAAUCAACUGGUAUUGCACUUACUAUGAAACACCUUGAUAAAGAGAUGACCGAGCAAUUACACGACGAAAUUAAUGAAUUUUAUUUGUUUCAUGGUACAAAAGUUGCUGUAGUUGAUGUUAUCACACAACAAGGUCUAGAUAGUAGGCUUGCUUCAUCAGGACUGCUAGGGACAGGAGUAUAUGCUGCCGAUAUGGCAGACAAAUCGGCUGGUUAUACAGAUCAAAAUCAAAAGGGAGAGAGUAAGAUGUUUUUAAUGAGAGUUUGCUUAGGUGAUAUUUUCAUUACAACACAGACAAAAGCGUUUAAAAGACCUCCUUGUAAAACGUGCAAUAGUGAUUUGUGUACAACACACCCAGAACUUUAUGAUUCCGUCGUUGCAGAAUUCAAUAGAAGGGAAUUCGUCGUGUAUGAUAGCUGUAAAUGCUACCCGGAAUAUCUUAUAACAUACAAAUGAUAUUAGUUAUAAGGAUAUUUUAAUUACAUUUUUAGCUCACCUGACCUGAAAGGUCAAGUGAGCUUUUCUCAUCACUUGGCGUCCGUCGUCCGUCGUCCUGCGUCCGUCGUCCUGCGUCCGUCGUCCGUCGUCCGUAAACUUUUACAAAAAUCUUCUCCUCUGAAACUACUGGGCCAAAUGUUACCAAACUUGGCCACAAUCAUCCUUGGGGUAUCUAGUUUAAAAAAUGUGUCCGGUGACCUGGCCAUCCAACCAAGAUGGCCGCCAUGGCUAAAAAUAGAACACAGGGGUAAAAUGUAUAUUUUGGCUUAUAUCUUUGAGACCAAAACAUUUAGAGCAAAUCUGACAUGGGGUAAAAUUGUUAAUCAUGUCAAGAUCUAUCUGCCAUAGAAUUUUCAGAUGAAUUGGACAACCCGUUGUUAGGUUGCUGCCCCUGAAUUGGUUAUUUUAAGAAAAUUUUGCAGUUUUUGGUUAUUAUCUUGAAUACUAUUAUAGAUAGAGAUAAACUGUAAACAGCAAUAAUGUUCGGCAAAGUAAAACCUACAAAUAAGUCAACAUGACCAAAAUUGUCAGUCAACCCCUUAAGGAGUUAUUGCCCUUUAUAGUCAAUUUUUAACAAAUUUUCGUCAGUUUUUGUAACUUGUACAAAAAUCUUCUUCUCUGAAACUACAUGGCCAAAUUAAACCAAACUUGGCGAUAAUUAUCAUUGUGGUAUAUAGUUUGAAAAAUAUGUCCGAUGACACCGCCUACCAAACAAAAUGGCCGACAUGGCUAAAAUUAGAACAUAGUGGUACAAUGCAGUUUUUGAUUUAUAUCUUUAAAACUAAGACAUUUAGGGCAAAUCUUUCAAGAUUUAAAUGUCCAUCAGAAUAAGAUCUAUCCCCUCGCAAAUUUUCAGAUGAAUCUGACAACUCGUUAUUGGGUUGCUGCCCUAAAAUUGGUAAUUUUAAGGAAAUUUUGCAGUUUUUGGUUAUUAUCUUGAAUACUAUUAUAGAUAGAGUUAAACUGUAAACAGCAAUUUUGUUCAGCAAAGUAGGAUCUAGAAAUAAGUCAACAUGAUAAAAAUUGUAAGAGUACCCCUUAAGGAGUUAUUGCCCUUUAUAGUCAAUUUUGAACAAAUUUUCGUCUUGUAACUUGUACAAAAAUCUUCUUUUCUAAAACUAUGGGCCAUAUUAAACUAAACGUGGCCACAAUCAUCACUAUGGUUUCUAUUUAAAAAAAGUGUCUAAUGACCCCACCUACCAACCAAGAUGACCAACAUCAGUAAAUACAGUAACAGGUGAGCGACACAGGCUCUUGAGAGCCUCUAGUUUAAAAUGUCUUUGGUUCUUACUUUUAUCAAUUGUUGUUGGUUACUAAUAUACCUUCGCAAAAAUUGAAAAGGUUUCAAGUCCAAUUAUGUAGAUGUUAUUUAAAGACAUUUGUUUUAAAGAAUAAUAUAUUCAAAUGAAAUGUUAAUGAAUUAAUUUGAGGAAAAAUGUUUUUUUUAUCUAUACAUAUAUUGAAAAAUGUUUAUUGUAUUAGAAAAAUUCGGCAUGGUAUAUUAAUGAUAAUUAAUUUAUGAAAAAAAUUGUUUAAAUAUAUAUCUUCAAUAGAUUUUUCUUAAAAUUGAUAAAAGAUUUAUGUCUGCAUAUUUCAUGUAAAUAAUAAAACAAAUAAAGUCUCAAAGUUUAUAACGAACAUAUUGCAUAACAGGAGUGCAUAUCAGUUACCAAGUCAGAAAUAUGACAGUAGUUAUGCAUUCGUGUUAUGUGUUUGGGCUUUAGAUUUUGUCAUUUCAUUAAGGUCUUUACUCGGAGGUCGGUAUUUUUGUAAUUUUACUUUUUUUGUACGGAAGCCCUGGAGUACCAUGCUUAAAAAUUACUAACAUGUGUGCGAAAAUUGAAAUUUACUUUAAUUGCAUGGUAUUCCAGGGCUUCCGUAAAUUUAUGUAAAUUAUUCCAGAAGUGUGUAUAUAAAUCAAAAUUCCUAACGUCAAUAUUUGCUUUGCGCAUCGCUGUGUGUUUGUCUAUUCCACACGGUCCAUAUGUAAAGCGGGAGGGUUAACCACAAAAUAUUGUUCACCACGCCGCAAAGUUUAUAACGAACAUAUUGCAUAACAGGAGUGCAUAUCAGUUACCAAGUCAGAAAUAUGACAGUAGUUAUGCAUUCGUGUUAUGUGUUUGGGCUUUAGAUUUUGUCAUUUCAUUAAGGUCUUUACUCGGAGGUCGGUAUUUUUGUAAUUUUACUUUUUUUGUACGGAAGCCCUGGAGUACCAUGCUUAAAAAUUACUAACAUGUGUGCGAAAAUUGUAAUUUACUUUAAUUGCAUGGUAUUCCAGGGCUUCCGUAAAUUUAUGUAAAUUAUUCCAGAAGUGUGUAUAUAAAUCAAAAUUCCUAACGUCAAUAUUUGCUUUGCGCAUCGCUGUGUGUUUGUCUAUUCCACACGGUCCAUAUGUAAAGCGGGAGGGUUAACCACAAAAUAUUUUUCACCACGCCGCAUUGAUGCGCAUUUCCCAUUACAUAGUUUUCAUGAAAGAAUGAUAUGAUCUAAUGAAUAUACCAUAAACAUAUAUGA
Mytilus trossulus (common blue mussel) is the source of this 4836-nucleotide messenger RNA. RefSeq names its product protein mono-ADP-ribosyltransferase PARP14-like. Gene Ontology annotation, cellular component: cytoplasm; nucleus. The transcript is spliced from 12 exons. The coding region runs from base 151 to 2280 and encodes 709 amino acids. Gene Ontology annotation, molecular function: NAD+ poly-ADP-ribosyltransferase activity; transcription corepressor activity. Lineage: Eukaryota; Metazoa; Mollusca; Bivalvia; Mytilida; Mytilidae. Gene Ontology annotation, biological process: negative regulation of gene expression. The record is from RefSeq and is a predicted model, not a curated record.